This is a messenger RNA of Chrysoperla carnea, 3250 nucleotides long. RefSeq lists its product as uncharacterized. Lineage: Eukaryota; Metazoa; Arthropoda; Insecta; Neuroptera; Chrysopidae. Gene Ontology annotation, cellular component: synapse; membrane; neuron projection. The transcript has 15 exons. Gene Ontology annotation, molecular function: extracellular ligand-gated monoatomic ion channel activity; neurotransmitter receptor activity; transmembrane signaling receptor activity. The record is from RefSeq and is a predicted model, not a curated record. Bases 14 to 2626 code for a protein of 870 amino acids. Gene Ontology annotation, biological process: signal transduction; nervous system process; monoatomic ion transmembrane transport.
UCAAAUUGGUAAGAUGUUUAUUUUUAAUAAUUUUUGGGUUCUUACGUUUUUCGCAACUCUCACUUUCAUACUUUCAGUAUCAGCCGAAACUUGUAAACCGCAAAUUAAUAGAGUAUUUGAUUUAAGAAAAACACUAUUUUGCAAUUAUGAUACCUCAUUAAUUGCAAAAAGAGAUAAAAAUAAAAAUGCAACAAAAAUCAACGUGGGUUUCACGUUUAAUUAUUUUGAUUUCAAUCAGUGGGACAAUACUGUUACAAUUGCACAUUGGUUAGUCUUGAGAUGGACAGAUGAUCAUUUAACGUGGAAUCCAGAUUUAUUUGAUGGAAUUAAAGAAAUUAAUGUAAAUGUGGAUGAACUUUGGAUGCCAGAUUUAACAAUUUAUAAUCCAAGUGGCAUGUACAAUUCCGAGAUAACACAUCCAUCGAUUAAUUGUGAUUUACAACAUACCGGUUUUAUUGUAUGUGUAAUACCAAAUUCGUAUUACACUUUGUGUAAAUCAAAUCAUUUAAAUUUUCCAUACGAUGAGCAUGAAUGCACAUUACGAUUUGGAUCGUUAUUGUAUACAAAAAAAAAUGUAGAAUUUAAAAUUCCAAAAAUGCAAGGUUAUUUAGGCACCCUAAAUAAUAAAAAUUUAGAAUGGAAAGUUAUUAAUGCUACAGGAAAAAUAAAGGAACGACAUAUCGAUCUUAAUGAUACAAUGCAAGAAAUAGCGUAUACAUUCCGUUUUGCACGUCAUGCUACAGUACUUGAGGCUACAUUAAUUGUUCCAAUGUUAGUAUUAAUAGUAUUCACAAUUUUACCAUUUUUUUUGAGUCCUAUUGAAAAUGAAAGAUUUACUCUAAUUAUUUUCAAUAUAUUUGCUCAUAUAACAAUCUUCUAUCAGAUUCCAUGGACAAUACCACAUUCGGGAGAUACAACACCACUAAUCGUGAGCUUCUAUCGUGAUUCGUUAAUAAUAUCAAUUUUAGUGUUGUUUGAAUCCGCAAUUGUUUGUUGGUUUGAUAAAAAAUCCACACAAAUUCCAGACAGUUUGGCUCCUUUGUUUCAAAUAAUAUUACAACAUAAAAAUUGGAUUUUAUUGACAGUUCCAGGUGAAAAACAUGUGGAAUCAGAGGAAGAAUCAGAAAAUGUAACAUCGAAUGGUGUUGAUGAAUCAGAUUUAAAAACGGAAUCAUUAGAUGGUCCUAUACACGUUACGAUUCCCAUAAAACCUUCCAGUGGUGCACAAGAUUGGCAUAUUUUAAGACUUUUUUUAGAUCGAUUAUUCAUUUGUAUUAUAUUAUUUUUGUACAUUAUUUUAUUUAUUACGCAUGUACCAAGUCAUUUUUUAAUUAUUUUCAAAAAUGGAUGUUGGGGUUACAUGCAUGAAUGUGACAAAAAAUCAGAACCUGAAACAGGAUACAAAAGUUUUAUAAGAAAAUUAGGACAAAAACUAAUGUGUAAUUACGAUUAUUCCGAAAAACCAGGAGAAAAAGAAGAGACAGUAAUUAUCAAUGCAACAAUGCUAGUCAAUUCUUUAGACGUAUAUUUUCAAAAAGAAAUUAAACCACAAAUUUCCGUUCAUAAUCGGCUAUAUUUGGAAUGGUUUGAUAAACGUCUAGAAUGGGAUCCAAAGGAUUUUGAUGGAAUAGAUAUCUUACCGGUACAUACCUCUAAUAUUUGGGCACCAGAGAUUUCACUUGCCAAUGGUUUGAAUUCAGAUGAUCACAGUGUAUUAUAUUCAAGCGUAUGUAGAUUAACAUAUUCGGGUAAAGUUCAGUGUUUAUAUCCGAAUACAUUUACAUCACUGUGUGUACCAGCUUAUGAAAACUGGCCACUAAAUACUGAAGUAUGCGAAUUAUUAAUUGGUGCAUGGAUAAUGCAUUCUGAUGCUGAACAUAUCCGAUUUCGAUUCAUUGAACGUGGCUCUGAUUUUAGUCAAUACCAUCCACAUAAUGAAUGGGAUUUAGAAAGUGUUUCAAGUAGUUUUUUACCCGAAAGUGAAUAUUAUGACGCUAAUGAAACAUAUCAUUUGAAAGGGAUGCCUUAUUUGGAUUAUAUAUUUACAUUAAGACAUCAUUCUGCAAUGUUUGCAACUCUUAUAAUUGCGCCCGUGAUUGUGUUAAUUACAAUGAACUUGGUAGGAGUUUUAUUAGAUCCAUCGUCAUUAAAACGAAUUGCAUUGAUUAUGGCAAAUAUUUUAAUUCAUAUAGAAUAUUUAAAAGAAAUUUCUUAUCACACAAAUGCGAGUGGUACUUCUUGUCCAUUAAUUGUGAUCUUCUAUAGGAGUUCAAUGAUUUUAUCUGUAAUAAAUUUAAUAGUUACAUUGAUUAUAAUGAAGUUAUUUAAAGCAAAUAUGAGCGAUCCAACAGGAGUAUCAAACAUGUUCAAAUUCAUUGUAGAUAAUGAAAUAGUGAAUCUAAUUACCUUAGACGAAAUUGAGAUAAAAGAUAAUAAAUCAUAUAAUCAAAACAAAGAAAUAAUCAAUAAGAAUACUCAAACUUGGAUACAACUUGGAAAAUUACUUAACGUACUAUUAUUCUGGACCUUGUUUGUAGCCUACAUUGUUUUAGUAAUACGUUUUGUGCCAUCAACAAGUUAUUCAAAACCUUCUCAAAAACUAUUUAAUUAUUAUGGAUCAGAUUGAUCUUUACUUUAAAUAAUUAGUGCAUGCUUAAACUUUCGAGUCACCCAAACUUAUCUACAGAUGUUAAAAACGACUGUGAAAAUAAAUUUUUAUUUAUUUUCUAGGAAAUAAUGACAUUUACAAAAUAAAAGUUCAAAUGCCUAGUUGUUAAAAAGCGACGUUAAAUAAAAAAAAAUUGUUUCUUGAAAAUGUUAUUUAGCUUGAUUUUUUAUGCGAUUUUCUAGCAUUAAAAUUGUCAAACUUUUGUGUAUCCACAUCUUCUUCAAUGAAAUGUACGACUUUCGAGUAUUUGAAUAUUUGCGAAAAUUCUAAAAAGGAACUGAAAAAAGUACUAUUCCUUAAAAUAGGACUAAUAACUCGGUUCAUAUUUAUAUUAGAAAGUCCUAUAAAAAACAAAAUUAAAGAUAAUUUUUAAUGAAAUAAUUUUUUUUUAUAAAUCAAAAUUGAUUAUCACUACCAGUUUUCAUCCCCUGUAGGUAAGCGCGGAUCAGUAAAUAAUUUAUUUUAAACGUACAAUCAAAAGUUUACGCCUACACAAAUUAUUUGUUUAUUAUCGCUCAUUUUUGCCAAUCUCUUUCCGUACUAAUAAUUAAUAUUAACUAAUAAAAAACUAUUAAAAAUCAA